Messenger RNA from Stegodyphus dumicola, 4264 nucleotides. RefSeq lists its product as uncharacterized. Gene Ontology annotation, molecular function: glycosyltransferase activity. NCBI's taxonomy places the organism in Eukaryota, Metazoa, Arthropoda, Arachnida, Araneae, Eresidae. Gene Ontology annotation, cellular component: cytoplasm. The record is from RefSeq and is a predicted model, not a curated record.
GGCCGGAUAUCUCCUUUUCUCAUUUCUCUUCUUCAGUUCACCUCGAGACGCGCUUCGCAGAUCGACACACGCCAAGAGAAGGUUUCGGGGUUCUUUUCCAGAGCCGUGUGUUGGGAUAUAACCGUGAACAAUUGAACUGGGAAUAACAACAAUAGUGUGAUGUGUCUUUUCUAAUGCAGAGGAGAAGUCUUGGCCUCUCAUCGAAUACUAGUCACCAACUUGAAGAAGUGAAAGCACCCGAGGUCGAUAUGAAUUUCACGGAACGUUGACCUCCUCUUCCUUUUUUCAGAAUAAACUGACACAUAAGAGGUGAUUUAAAAUGACGGCGAUGAACAUGUCUGUUACUUAGACAGUCUUGAUAAAUUCCCUAUCCCUUCUCCACUGAGUGUAUUAUCAGCAUGUUGUUCGAAAUCAAGGAGUUACUUGACUGAAAAUAUCCCCGUUUCUUUGAUCCCGCAGUUAGAGACAUGGGUUGGGCCAAACUACGCUUCGUUCCAGCUCGUGCCCUAAAGAAGAUACUAUAUGGAAUUUGCAUCUGGACUUGCCUUUGCUAUCUGGUGUUUCGGAUAACGAACCACAAAGGUGCUGUGACUUACCUGACAGCGCGUGUUAACAGGGGCCUCCUACAAAACGUGCAAUCUGCUCAAAUUGCUGCCAGUGGAGGAGGCGAUGCUCCAACUACUUCUCCCCCUGGAAUCCAAGAUAAUCCUGUAGGAAGUAGAACUCCAGGUAUUCCGCAAAAUUUCCUCGACCUCGAACCCCAAGUUGAUAAUUCUCCUGCUCUUAACGAAAAACAGUUGUUGACGCUACUUGCCAACCACUCAAAUCUUCCUUUAGCUUACUGGUCAGCAAACAAAGUCCGCCCUAUUGGAAAUAAAUCUUGUGUGAAGUUUCCUAAUCUGUAUGAUUUAGAUUUCAAUAACAUAUAUUGGCAAAGAUUGCAAACGUCCAAUGGUACAUUUUACUUGUACGGAGCUUAUUAUGAUAACAGAUGGCGGGCAGGAAGUGUACCUAUAGUGCGAAUUCUGGGCAUGAUAGAUCGCAUAAAACCAAUUCCUACAGUAUGUCAGCUGUGGUUUGAUAAGAAGAAAACCGUUGCUUUUUCUCAAGCCACCUAUACGUAUGCAUGGUACAGCAAAUGGGGGAAUUACAAAAAUGGCAUUCUUCAGCCUUAUGUCAUAUCUUGCAAAGUACCACCUAAAGAAUCUGGUGGCCAAGUACCAACAAGCGUGUCUUUGGUGGAGAACCGAUGUGAUAAACCGACAACAAAUUUAAGAGUCUUGAAUGAAAGACCCAAAAAGAAACAAGAUUUCGCUGUAUGUGUGAAGGGGCUCGACUUUCUGCAUGAAGAUCUAAGUGUAAGAUUAGUUGAAUGGUUAGAAUUAUUGAACAUCUUAGGUGCCAAAAAGAUUUUCUUGUAUGAACUUGAAAUUCAUCCCAACAUCUCAAAAGUGUUAAAUUAUUAUCAAAAAGAGGGCCUUGUGCAGUUAACUCCGUUAACGUUGCCUGGUAACCAGCCCAAUCUGCCUGGUUUCCGCCAUUUGUAUUUAAAAACAAAAUUAACCCAUAAACGCCAGAAUGAACUCAUUCCAUAUAAUGACUGUUUAUAUAGAAACCUUUACUCUUACGAAUAUGUUGUUUUGCUGGAUAUCGAUGAAAUCAUAAUGCCCGUGAAAUACGAUUCGUGGUCAGAAUUAAUGAAAGAAGUCGUACAGCAAGCUCUUAAAGAGAAAAAUUACACGCGUGCCAGCUAUAAUGUUCGAAAUGUGUACUUUUUGGACGAUCUUCAGGAUGGAGACGAUUUACACCACGAAGCCCAUGAGCAAGGCAUUCCAAGAUAUCUUCACAUGUUUCAACAUGUCUAUCGGAGCAAAAACUUUACUAAACCUGGUUCAUACGUCAAGUGUUUCCAUAAUACAGAGAGGGUGGUGUCUCUCCAUAACCACUUUCCUCUCAAUUGCCUGGGCACAUGCACCACCUUUUCUAUUAACACCAGCUUAGCGCAGCUGCAGCAUUAUCGCAAAGACUGUGUGGGAUCUUUGAAGAAUAGUUGCAAAACAGACUUCCGCAUCUACACAGUUAAAGAUACAACAAUUUGGCGGUACAAAGACGAGGCCAUUAAAAGAACAACACGGACACUUAGCAAACUAGGCUUUUUUUCAUAAUUUUUGUUAUGGAUAUUUCUUUGAAGUAUUCAGCAGUCAUGUUACAAAGAAAAUGCCAUCAUGGACAUUGCCUUUUUUGCGAAAAUUUUAAAAGCAUUUCCAAUUUUUUUUCCUUGACUUUUUGAUUGAACACUAUUUUGAAGCAUUUGAAAUGUCAUUAUAUUUUCGUAAUAUUUGUAAAGCGUAUUCUGUUUCAUAGGAGGAGAAAUUAUAAAUAUUUGUUUAAAGAAGCAUGAAAAAUAUUUCCAUAGAUGGAAAGGGAUUAUAUUUACAUACUUGAAUUCGUCAAAUUGGAUAUGCGUAAAGACUUAGAAUUCCUAAUCAGUUUGAAAUCAUCAUCGACAUCACUGUUAUUUAAUUAUUCAAAUUCCCCUUAUGAAUGCUUAAUUACACAAUUUCUGAGUGCAAUUAUCGUUCCAUACUUAAUUAAAUCACUUCAUAUUUAGCAUCGCAGAAUGUUUGGUUGAUCAAUGCACAGCCUUUCGUCACAUAUUUCAAUAGUUAAUGCCAUUCCAAUGAGAAUCGCACUGGGAUGUGUUACUUUAAAUUUCUACUAGUUAACAAAAACUAAAGUACUUUUCUGCGAUUGAAUUCCAGUGAUUGAAUAAAGUAAAAGAAAGUUAUUUCGUAAAAACUGAAUUUCAUUUUUAAAAAACUUGUGUUAUAUCUUGGAAUUUUACUUAUUUUGCAAUGUUUCUGUCGCAUAUCCCUGCAGAAUGUAAACAGACUAUAAAAUCUAUAUUCUAAUAAUAGGGAAUGAAGUUGUUUAUUCCUUACAGAAGUUCCUCUGACAAUGAAAUUCAUUUAUCUUCUCUCUAUGUUGCUGACGACGUUUGUUGAUUGUGAUUUGAUUUCUUGAAUAUCAUAAAGAUACGUUCUUGCAAAAAUAUUCAGUGCUGUGUGCAAAAAAAAAAAAAAAAUAUAUAUAUAUAUAUAUAUAUCUGUAUUCCUGUUAUUGCAUGCUAUUGAGAUAUUUAUUCUGAACUGUGAAACUGACAUAUCAAUCGAUAUAUGUUUCAGCCUUCUUUGCGCUUUGUACAGCUUUGGAAAAUCUUUUAUCUUGAGGACUUGGUGAUGAUUGUGUUAAACUGCUUGUUUCUUAAGGGGGGCUGCAUCUUCAGAGACUCGGAUGAUUGAGAGCGAAGUGAAGAAAUCUGCAUAAAGAUAUUUCUCCAGAUUUAUGUAUUUAGAAGAAUAUAGGUUUCUUCAGAGGUAUUAAUUGAAAUUGUGUUUCUAUCAACUUUAUUAACUUGAAACUCAGUUGAAGGUUUCGAAUGUAUUAUGGGUUAAAAUAAAUUUCAUCAGAACUUUAGAUCCAGUGUAAGUCGCCUCAAAAGAAAGUUAAAAAAGUAGCAAAUAUUAAUUUUAAAUCAUUAACGACUAGUAUUAGAUUAGAAUUUUUAAAUAUCAAUGCCUGAUCCUUCGGCUUUUAAAUAUAUUUAUGCGUGUUUGAAUUCAUAAUGAAUCGGAAUUCUGUUCGAUGUAAUUUUUGUUGAUGCACUCAUGUGUGCGAGGUGGAAAUCAUAUCAGGAAAUGAAAAUACUUGACUAUGGCAGCUCUGUAGAGAUGAGCUUUUAAUGAAUACAGAUUAGUGUAUGUACGAAAGUCAGUUGCUAAAAUAUUUCUAAUAAAGCCCUCUGUGGUAAAAAUUUGGAAGUGAUUUUGAAUCUAACCAGUUAUCAUUUUUCCUGCAAUUCAGUCAUCGUUGUUUAUCGUUAAAUUAUAAAAGUAAAGCGAAAAAAUGAACACAAAUUUAAAAACAAACUUUUUAAAUCGAAAUUUUAAGGAAUUUUUUGUGAUUUUUUUUUUUUUUUUAAGCUAAAAAUUUUCCGAAUCUCUGUGGAAUUGCCCUCUUAUGAAACAACCCGCUCGCUAUUGGGAAUCUGGGGUCUGCUGGUUUAAUUACUCAUUACUUACGGAAAUAUGGACAUGUUCCUGCAGAAAGUGAUUUGUCUUUCAUGUUCAAGAAUCUGCAUGGCGGGACCAUGAAGAAAUUCUUGCUUCACCUGUUUAUGUACUCUAAAGUGUAAUGUUCUGAUUUUUCUCUCUUGUACAAUUUGUGACACAUUAAAAUAUUUCCAAUGAUUCUCAUCUAAUUA